AUGACGACCCAUCCGGACACAAUAGACGGUGUCGAAGCAAGAGAUGAGCCUAACGGGGAGAAUGUGAGCACCGUAGGUGCAACUGACGAGACGGGGAAGAAACGGCCCACCACCCGUUCGCAAACGGGGACAGGCGUGAAAGCGCCUGCAAGAGACGAUAGUGAUGUGUCGUCUGCCCCGAAGCAGGGCAAAACCAAGGCGAAAACGAGCAAGAAACGAACAGUGGAGCAACUCGAUGAUGAGCCUGGAAAACAGUCACGCGAAAGUGCACCCAUUACCCCCGCGGCUCAGGAGAUCGCAGCGACAAUCGCAUCCGACCCUAUACCCCAGCCAACCCCACACCCUCCACCAUCUCACUCGGUUUUCAUCGAUGCUCGGCCUCACAAUGUCGGUCUGACUCCUGUCUUCGGCCUGGAGCCGCCCAAUAACCGCAGCCGUGUUGUUCUGCCUACACCAGUCCCCAAUCUUACCAAGAAGAGCCGUGGUCGACGAGUUCCCGCCGUCGGGGCCAAUGGAAGCGCUGCUGCCAGUAGUAUGCCCGCUGAAGAACUCGGUUUUCGAGAGAUGGAAACGCGCUUGCAUGUUUGCAAGGUCGAUGGGUGUGGGAAGUGUUUUAGACGAGGUGAACAUUUAAAAAGGCACAUUCGCAGUAUUCACACCCACGAUAAACCUUUUCCUUGUACCUUCACGGGCUGCGAAAAGUACUUCAAUCGACACGACAACCUUUUGCAGCAUCUAAAGGUUCACCAGCCGCGGGAACUUGCUGCAGAUAAACCGGCGGAUGAAGGUAUCGAGCCUGAAGAAGAAGACGAGACCCCGCCAGCUGCCGUAACGAGUUUAAGUCGGCCUAACAAACGCCGUCGCAUGGCCAAGCAGUCCUCGUUGUCGCUUUCGCAUUCAUCGCGUUCUUCUCCUGAAUCCGAACCUGCGCCGGUGUCCGCGCCAGUAUCGGCGCUGGCCAAGGCCAUCUACUCGCAACAGCUGCGGUACCGUGGGGCCGUUGGCUAUCAGAGCAUGGGGGAUUCAGAUGAUGACGCCGAAGAGGGCAGCGGGCAAAGGGCAAGCAAAUAUAACGAGUCGCUGGAGCGUGGGAUGUCGGAUUUGAGAACUAGUGUGUCAAGUGGGGAUCGACAAUAA
Molecule: messenger RNA, 1137 nt
Organism: Mycena indigotica
Lineage: Eukaryota; Fungi; Basidiomycota; Agaricomycetes; Agaricales; Mycenaceae
Exons: 3
Coding region: 1-1137 (378 amino acids)
Biological process (GO): sexual reproduction
Cellular component (GO): Ste12p-Dig1p-Dig2p complex; nucleus; Tec1p-Ste12p-Dig1p complex
Molecular function (GO): DNA-binding transcription factor activity
Source: RefSeq, a predicted model, not a curated record